Messenger RNA from Amoebophrya sp. A25, 8359 nucleotides. Lineage: Eukaryota; Dinophyceae; Syndiniales; Amoebophryaceae. The record is from the annotation of a GenBank genome assembly.
ACCUCUAGUGUGUCUACGUGCCACUACGAACUGUUUCUUGGCUUCCCGAACCACAGUAGACUACUAGCCAAAUCCUACACUUGAAUCGAUGUGAGCUACUUGAUGGAAGAGCUAAAAGAUUAAUCUCUUCGUUGUGUAUACCCGACCUUUUCCUUGCCAUGUUUUGUUAUAAGUACUAGUACACUCAUUCCACGACUGACUCGUCUGUUGUAGCAGUUAGAAAUUCUUGCAUGUGACAUUGUUGUGAUUUUUUUAGUCAAGAUUUUUUAAUUAUACUAGGUAGUAGGAUGCGUAGUUCUUUUGUAUUUCUAUCCUGAUUUUUACGGAUCUCGUCGUGGUCUCAGUCCUUCUCCUUCUUGAUAAUCCGUGUAAUUAAAGCAUAGGCGGAUCCGAAAAAUUUCUACGUGGAUAGAAACACUGAAGAUACAUUUUUGGUAGUGUCUGACUUUCGGUAUCUUGUGUUUUUGGAAAAAGACAGUCAAUAUUCAUCCAGGCAAGGUUUUAGUGAAAUCGUUACUUAUGAUCCGCCACCUCUUCGUCCUUUCGUUACAGUAAGAGUGAGUAACCCUAUGAUCUCCACUCAUUUCCAGUAUUCCACUUCUGAUAAUUCCUUUUUAUCACUCGUCGAUCUUAUUGACUAAUAUUGCCAGUAUUCUAUCCUUAUCACUAUGCAUGCAUAACUGACUCCUCUCUGACUGUUGAACAUCUAUUUUUAUCAAGAUUAGGAUACGCCUCCCCGUGCCUCUAAAAUAUCUUCAUUUAUUUUACCUCUGAAUCUGAUCCAUUUAUUUUACCGUAGAACACCGAAGAGACAACUCAGGGAAGUCGUAGGUCCAAUCCGAAUCGACUAACAUCGUCGUCGCCUCUGAGUUUGAUAUCUACAGCUGGUUUUAAUUGCAGAUAUGUCGCAAGUUCAAGGGUCUUCCUCGGGAGAUCCCGGGACGAAGCGUCCCUCGGCAUCAUCGUCUGCUGGCGCGAAACGGCCAUCCACCGGCUCAGUGAAGAGUUCCUCAAGUACUACAAAGAAGCGAGCCUCUACGUCUUCGAGUACAGGACCUGCCACUGGCGACCAGCCUUCAUCAGCAGGAGCUCCUUCGAAAAGAGUUAGUGGAACUAAAGAUGCUGGUGCUGGUGCUGGUGGAGAAAAGAGUAGUGGAACCACUCCAAAGAGUGCAGCGUCUACGUCGCAAAACAAGAGUAAAGAGGACUCCACCACCGUCCCUGAUUUGACAAAUGAACCAGCGAAGCUGCCUUUGAUUACACAAGAGGAUGUGGAUGCUGGCAUGGAGGGCAUGGAUAAUGCAACUACAGAUUUAGUCGCGGACUUUUUCGAGAAGAAAUUUUUCGUCCCUGAAAAUUGCGCGAAAAAGAUGGGCUUCACGUUUCGUGGUUCUAUCAUCAACAAAUUAGCACCCGACACUUGGGCUUGGGACAUGGGUCUCCGACUUGGAGACGAGAUCGUGCGUGUCCAGACCGACUUCGUCGACGAAGAUCAAAUCACGGAAAUUCAUACGCGCAAAAUACCAGGCAAGGAGUCUGAACAGGUCUUUUUCACAGAGUUCGCAAACCUGAGUAUGAAACAAAAGAUUGUGCGGUUGAAGCGCAGAGGGGGAGUAGGGUUCGUGAUUACGCGAAAACCUUUGGCGAUAGAUUUGCACAGAUACGCGAGUCGAAUGCAGGCAGGCUUCAGAGCGCGAAAAAUGCGUGCAAUGAUUCAGCCUUUGCUGGAGCAAAAGCGGCAAGAGCAGUACGAAGAGCGCAUACGUGCGUAUACGGAAAAAUUGGAAGAGCAUGCAAUGAAAUACGGAAUUCAACCGCAUGUGCCGUUCCAAAUCCACAGAACGGAGAAGUCUUUGAGUCGCUUUCCAGAACUGAGAGAAGGAAAACAGUACCCAGAAGCGCUGGAGCCCAUAGCGGAUUGGGCGGCUUCAGGUCCAGUAGAUGCUGUGCAUCGUGCAAGUAACCGCAGUAGUGGGAGGAGCUCAAUUAGGAGCUCGACGUCUUCUAUGUGGGGUGGUGCAGGGUGGAACUCCGGAACAGAUACGAGGAAAAACUCUAUCCACUUGGAAAUCUCAAAUUUCAGUACAUCAUUGACCCGAUCAUCUGUGUCUACACCUGGGAACGGAAGACAAAGCCAGCUAGCCUUGAGGGAUGAUGGAAGACAAAGUCAGCUAGCUGCACUGAUGGACGACGGCUCCGCUAGUAGACCACCAUUUAUUCCGCCAAGUAGAGGCGUCAAUGGGGAAGGAGAAUCUGCCAAGAAGCGACUACUGGAUGACAGAGCAAUUAUGUCUGAAGAGGAGCGCAAUGAUCCUCGUGAUGUGGAUUUAGACGCGCAAGCCGCACCACCGACACCAAUGGGGAAACCUGGAAUUUCGCGUCAGGAAUCGGACAGCUUUAGAACUGAGCUUGAAGACUCGAUUCCUCUGCAAGAAUCGAGCAGGUUUAGGACGCCUAGCGAAAGGAGAUCGCGUGGUCGGUCACCGAUCAGUAGCGUCAAAGUCCACAAGUUUUUUGACGUCGAAAAAUACACAACUGGUGCUGGACGCAGCAGUAGCGACGCAAGGCCUCGCGCGCAAAGUGUGACUAGCACUGGAGACUUCUUUGGAAGGACGUCAUUGAAUCUAUUCUCUGGGUUGACGUCAUCAAGCUCCACGACUACUGGUGUAACAACGACAACUACCGGUGCAGCUGGAGGGGCUGUAAACUCUUCUAGUACAACAACUACGAUAACAAGCGGGACGACAACAAAUGCAAGACCAGCAUCGCGCAGUGGCUCUGUGGUUAUGCAAAGCCCAACGAUGACAUCCACUUCUGCCCGACGAAAUUUAUCUCCCGCCACAGGGACAAGAAUAGUGCACAGCAGUGGACUCUCCAAUGUCCUCAAAACCAACAGCUACAGCAUGAACCUGAAUCCGACGUCCUCGAGUAUUUCUGCAGCAACAACUACUCAACAAGGGCCUGGACGAGGAAUUGCCACGACGAGGACGACGACUCUAGUUGCAGUAGAGUCGUCUGCGUUAGUAGGAGGUGCCGGAGGAAGAGAAAGUACAAGUAGGACCUCAACUACUAUUUUUUCGUCAGUUCCGAGACCGAAGCGUCCCAGUAGUCAGGGAGCUUCUAGCACUAGAGACGAUAUGAUUUCGAAAUUGGAGUCGGCGCUUUUGUCUUUGGACGUGUGGGAAGAACAUCGAAUGUCAAAGCAGGCGCAGCUUAGUGUCAAAAUUUUGGACCACGUGAUGGGCGGAGCGACUAGUGAGGAGGUUUUGCAACGUCAAGACUUCACGACUGGUAUGAACACGCGCAUUAAUGCGUCAACUUCAGCAAAUUCAAGGUCGUCAAAGUCGUCAAAGAUCAAACGCAGAGAGUCUGCGGUACAGCGAAAAGAGAAGAGAGCUCUCGAUCACGAAGAAGAGGUUCCUGAUGAACACGAUGAACGGUCUGCGUUAUUUGAACACGAUGAUGCAGUUGGUGGCCCGGCUGCAACUGGUACAACAACCACGGCAAGUGGAGUCUUGCUGCGGCCAGUGCAUUGCCAGAGUGAUAGCAGCAGUCUUGCCAGUGAGAUCGAAGGUGCAAGCAAAGAUACAGCAGUGGCAGUAACUAUGAUGGGGGACCACGAUGGGCAAGAAAGUAUCUCCUCCAAGGCAACGAAGAUUCCUACUGCCAGAACCGUUGCUUCAACAACUGCUAGUAUCGCAACUGGAGCUACUGUGGGAAGUUCGAUGACAUCUUCUCGUUCAUCAGGUGGAUCUGGAGGAAAUACUGGUGCUUCUAGAAAAGCUCCAGGGUCGGCGUCGAAUGGUCCCGACCCAGGUAGAAUUACCUAUGAGUCGCCCUUUCAGCUUCCCGAACGCUGGGUACGAGAUUGGGAGCGACGACAAUUGCAGAAAGCAAACAGCUAUGCACCGAUUGCUUUGCCUGCUGGUGCUGCGUCGCGUGAUACGGCUAUUUCAGCUGCUACAACCUGUUGGACAACAGCAACUUUAGCUAGACUAAUCCGUCACUGCCAAUUGAAUCCGGACACUCCCUUGCAUCCAAACUUGCUCAUGCGAUUGCUCUCGGACGUGUUGCCUGUGUUGAAAGCAAAGUACACGAGGAGGAAGCGCUCGAACAGCUGUGGUAGAGGUAAUGGAGGUGAAAGUUCAUCUAAGAAGUUGCCAGCGUUGAUUCAUCACGUAGGAGUAGGACGAAAAAGAUCAAAGAGCAGCAGCAGUGUGGGGACGAGUGACGAAGAGUUCGAGGGUAAUCUGUUGUCUUCUGAUGUCGAAGAUGAUGCGAGAAUUUUACAACAGCGACAGAGCUCCAAGGAAGCCUCGGAGUUAGAACAGGGAAAAUUUGCGCAAAGCAGAGGCCCUGGCCCAGUUUCCUUGGGAACUAGAGUUCUGCCACCGAAAAUCGCAGCGGGAGGCGGCUCAAGUGGGACAAAUUCUGGUGGCUCACCUAUCACAGCGACUGCACAAAGUGGACGAGGAUCUUCUCAAGCAGAUGAAGGGACUUCAUCGUCCCCUUCAAGAAGGAUAGUUGUUGGGAGUCUGCGUGGUCAAUUACAUGACCUGUUGUGGAUCUUCUACAAGAACGGUCUGCCCAGCGAAAGCAUCGGAUACGUCUUCAAUGGUGACAUAGUUGGCUAUCCGGGUUACUACAGCGUGCAAAACCAAGACUUGCAAACGGGCACAAGCACAGCUGCAAACGGGAGCCGGUCGGCGUAUGUAGCUCAGCACGGUGCAACGGCGACAGGAGGAGCUGCAGGAGGUUCGACGUCCACUACAACUACUGGUCAGAAAGUGAUGCCUUCCUCGAGCUCAGCCUAUCAAUCAAGCCAGCAAGGACCUCCAUCUGUUCUUGGAGCCUCUGGAGCUACAGGAGCCGAUGGUGAGAACACAAGUUCAGGAGCACUGAGUGGAUUUCUGCCCUCUUUUAGCUCUCUACUGUUUGGUGGCGGAUCUAGUACAGCGACGCAGGGGAACGCAGGAGGAGCUUCAAAUCUUCGUAGUUCCGGGCGGCCAAUGGCGGGUAUGUCACUCCUAGGAGCUUCGUCGAGAACAGCAACGGACAGCAAUGCUUCCUCCAAUGGGGCUGUUGAUGCUUGCUCCAAUGGAGCUGUGAGUCCGCCUGUUCCUGGUACGCGACCUUUGCCUGUGAUGAUCUCAACGUCACCAGUACCUGCGCCAGUGCACAGCCGCCAAUUAGCCGGUUUUAGCUAUGCCACAACGCCGUCCAUCUCGUCGGCUUCUCUUGGCACCACAGGUACAACUGCUGGAAAUGCUAACUUUUUAACCAAAAGUACAGCUUUCGUACCCACUAUGGCUUAUGGCGCAAAGAGUGGCCCUCAGCAUGGAGGAUUAGAAAAUGAAUCGAAUAGUUUGAGUCCUACAUCGCUUGCUCUGAGCAUGCUGAGCGAAAAUGCCGCGUCUGUAGUUACCGCGGCCUCCGCACAGCAGUUGCAACAGAACCUCGCUUACCAGCAACUGCAGAAGCAGAAGCAGGCACAGCACGCGACCGAAAUGUUCGCUAUUUUGUUCACUAGUAUGCUUCUACAUCCAGAGUCGGUGGAUUUGAAUCGCGGGAACUACGCUGCUUACGCUUGCGGCCUGUACCACGAACUCGUUCGCAAAUACGGUACAAAACUCGGAGCCCGCUUGUUCCUGGCUUUCCUGCGCGUUUACAGCUACUUACCCAUAGCUACCGUAGUCGAUCGCAGGGUCUUAGUGACUCAGGGUGGCCUGUCCUCCGCAAGAGACGAAGAAGCCUUCCUGAGGAUCUUGCGGAACAAGUGCUGCAUCUCACACGUACAACGUGAAAAAUUGAAUCAGUUGGGAUUGGAGUCGGCGACCACGAGAGGAACUAAAAAAAACAGGAUGCUGGAUGAUGUGGACAUGGAUCUCGUGAACUUCGACAUGGAUGGCUGCACUCCACGUGAGGACGAAACACUUGCAACAAGCCUAGCUUUAGAUUUUAGAUGGAGCAAGCAGGGUCACGACCAGAGUUGUAAGUGUACAACAAGACCGUUGAGCGAUUCGAGUAACUCCUACUAUCAACACAACUAUACUUUUGAGGAGGAAGCCCUCGUGGAGAGGUAUCUUGAGGAGCAUGCGGAGAUCAUGGCCAUCGUGCGGUCACAUAACCCUUGUCGAGAUGGAGUGGCUAUCUCAGCUGGUGGAGCAUUGGUGUCUCUUUUUUCUGCAUGCAACUACCAAGGGUGGUUGGGGAAUUGUGGAGCACUGUUGGUGGUGGAUAGGGAUCAUGCUCCAGAACCUGGCUCUCCAGUAUCUGCUGGACCACAGUCGCCUCAGAUGCCAGUGACACUACCCGCGCGUCCAAGACCGCGCGCUUUAUCGCAAGUCGGGGCAAUCAGUGCAGGAGCUACUGGUGGAGGUGUAGAGCAGCAGGGAGCAGAAGGUGCAGUUGUACCAGCUGGUCGUAGGACAAGUACGAGUUUUCUAUCAACAACUACACUGCAACAGCUUGGGAACUGGAGCGUUGGCCGUAGCAUCAACGGCGCAGCAAAAGGUGUGAAAAAGAAUGAUACAUCUUCAACGAAUGAUAUAACUUCUACAUCAGCCGCGGCGGCGCUUGUUGCUCCUGCGCCAGAACCAACACCAAGUAUUCAAGUCGUUUCUUUCUUCACGCCUUCGUUCGAAACGAUGAAACAGAUCGACGUUGCUGGCUCCACCGCAACCACACUAGCCACGAUAGAGCGAAGGAAGGUGACCGCUUCGCAGCUAGAGGUAACUGCCCUGAAGGCUAUGCAACAGCAGGUGCAACAACAAGGUUCGGGAACAGCAGGUUCUCCAACUACAACAUCAACUACGAGCUCCAGUGCUCGGUUAGACCGCCUGAUGUUCGAAGUAAAAACGAGGCUUGCACGAUUAAUGGCCGAAAACGCGUCGUUUUUGGGACAAUUCUACAAAGAGGCAAGUGUGGAUGGAAGGUUUAUCAAUGUAGAAGAUUGGGCAGAGGGAGUACGGAAAGUGUUAGCGACUUGUCCGCCUUUGGCUAGAGCGUUAAUGUUGAACAAGAAUACAACAUCAAAUACAAGAGGUGGCACUGAUAUUUCGCCAUCUUCGUACUAUGGAGUAAAUCCGAUGAUGACCAAGCCAGGAACUACAGCUUCAACUUGUUCUACCUACACUAGCACUAUGAAUCUGGAAUGGGUCGAUGCAGUUGCGCAUUUGUUUUCUCUGGAAUUAGGCAGACCCGUCGAUUUCCGAAAGCUUUUACAACGCUUUCAAGUUCGUUCUCGCUUGCAUCGGGGCAUGAACGUACUGGGGAAAGCGAAAGACGAGAACGACGUUGCACGAGCACCUGGAAGAGAAGCGAGAACCAAUACUGGUGCCAAUAUUCUUGCAAAUGGUGGAGGUGCGGGAACAAAUGACGGGAUUGCCAACAAAAACUCCUCAACAGAUGUGAAAGACCAGAACGGAGCAGGACCACCAGCUGUAACUGCACAGAGCAAAGCUGGGCUACCACUUCCAGCACCGCAAGGAGGUCUGCUCAAGAAUUAUCGCACAUCAAGUGGAGAUGGGGUUGAAGAUCCCACACUCACCCCGACAAGCAGUGUGCCUCACUCACCCGCCGUGUCUGGGGCAGCAGGCACGCGUGAAGGUAGUCAGUCACCACAGCCAUUCCUAGCUAUUGGCAUAGGCCUAGGCGAAAGGGAAAGUAGCAAUAAAGCUACCACCAGCACGGAUCAUAGUACUAAUAGUAGUAGUACGGCUAACACAUCAAACACUGCAGCAAGUGCAAGUGCAGUUCCGUUCUCUACUUCCUCAGCGGCUCUUCCCAAGCGCCCUAGCCGUCCAAAAGCAGCGCCCGCAGCUAGUAUUCUUGCUGGACGUAGUACAAGUGGCAGUGGUCUAACAGCAAGAGCAACGACCACGACGCCAUCUUUGGAAAUGUGGGAGUUAUCUGAGCUCUUGUUCCGCUUGCGGUGGAGCAUUACGCAAACCUGCGUUUUGUGGGACAGCACAGGGACUGGAAGAAUACGCAGAGACGACUUUGCGAAGAUGCUGCUGAUGUUUUUGAGAGAGGAGUUUCAUCAACUUCAAGGUGGAGUAGGUGGUGAUGUUGUAAAACUACAAUUUUUACCAGACGUCGCUGAAACUACAAGCUCUUCCUCCAGGCAGCAACUGUUGGGAGUAAUAUCAGAUCAUCUUAGAGUGUUGCAGGAGAACUGUGUGCCAGGUAACGAGCGGCCCAGAAACCGCGGAGAAGAUCAUUGCAAAUACCUGGACAUCCUGUAUUCGGUCGCACUCUUUGAUUUGAUGACAACGGGGCAAUCGCAGUAACAAAAGGGAGGAAAAAUGGAGUCUUGUGAUUCGUUUGGGGCGAUGUAGUUGUAGACUUGAUAGAGAAA